AAGAAGUCGCUCCACAUGCGAAUCUCACUAUCGUUGGUAUUGUUUGUUCAAUUGACAAUGAUAUGGCAAAAACUGAUAUUACCAUUGGGGCUAUUGAUAACAUUUCAUCUGCGGCAUUUAGCCAUUCUCGUGCUUUUGUCAUUGAAGUAAUGGGAAGACAUUGUGGUUUAAUGGCUGCUAUUAGUACUGGCGCAGAUUAUGUUUUUAUUCCUAAACGUCCUCCAGAAGCAGAAAAGUGGAAGAAAU
Messenger RNA from Racocetra persica, 246 nucleotides. The record is from the annotation of a GenBank genome assembly. Lineage: Eukaryota; Fungi; Glomeromycota; Glomeromycetes; Diversisporales; Gigasporaceae.